Nasonia vitripennis (jewel wasp) is the source of this 1847-nucleotide messenger RNA. RefSeq lists its product as uncharacterized. The transcript has 4 exons. The record is from RefSeq and is a predicted model, not a curated record. Bases 987 to 1679 code for a protein of 230 amino acids. NCBI's taxonomy places the organism in Eukaryota, Metazoa, Arthropoda, Insecta, Hymenoptera, Pteromalidae.
CGCUCGCAUGGAUUUACCCGAAACAUCACGCGUACGCUUUUAAGCUUUUUUUCCCACAAUCUUUCGAAGCCGAUCGAUCAAAUCCGUGCUCCCGACUAAAAAGAUCGUAAAACCCUUAAAAUAAACUGCGGCCGUAAAAACCCUUAUAUUUGCAUUUUAUGUUUACCCCAUUAGUUUGAGCCACGGACUAACCCUUUCCCCCUCCGCUCACACCCCGAAUUCAUUAUACACCCUCCUCCGCCGUCCAGGUCGUACAGCGCGAGGCCUUGCAUUUAGCCCAUGUACCCUGUCCGCAUUCCGUGCUUAAUCGAUAUACGCGCACUUUUCCGAAGAAUCCAAUUUCCGGCUGCUGCUGCUGGCGCGGCUCAGCGGUAGCUUUUGAGUCGGCCGUUGUUUGGAAUUCGGUCUAUGCCUAUGCCAGCCGACGAGAGCGGGAGAGCGCGCGCGGAAUAGAAAACGCAAGGCUCGUAUUUUGAAUUCGGCGCGACGCUGCGAAAUUAAAUUGGAUGGUUGGAAGAGAGAGAGAGAGAGAGAGAGAGAGAGAGGCUGAGUUGGGUUAAUUCGUGCGCUACUCGCGGAGGGGGGAGGUUGGCGCAGUUUUAUGGCUGGACGGACGAUGUUAACCUGCCGCGAGCGAAAAAUUGAUUUGAUGGAAAAACACGUGCACUUUUUUUUUAAGUUUCGGGAAAGAUCAACGUGGAAUUACUCAAGUAAUCGACACGUGCCGAAGAAUAGGUGUGUUACAUAAUGAAUGGGUAAAUAUUGACGAUGUAUACUUCUGUAUGAUUGGCAUUGAAUGCCCGGUGUGCUUUAGCUUGAAACGUCUAUUGUGUUUUUAUUGAAUAGUAGAAUAUUAUAAGAAUUUGAAAGGUCAUUUUCUUAGGUAGACUAUAAAGUUCGUGUUAUUAGUGUAUUUUCGUCAUUUUGAAGUCGGAUUAGUUUGGUGCCGGAGAUCUUUUAAUAUAGUUUCAUCAUCUUUGUUAAAAAUGAAAAUUUUUGCAGUGGUUUUUGCGGUUUUCUUGGUAGAAAGAGGGAAUCCGGUCGACUUAAGCGACGAAAACUUAGAAUCGGUUGCAAGAGAUUUAUUAAACCGAGUUGUAUCAAUAACAGAUAGCAUAAAAGAAAUUCGCAAUAAGAUCGCUGUAGCACCAGAAGAACUCAAAGACAAAAUCAUUAGCUUUAGCGAUUCUCAAGUCACGAAUGAACCAAAGAUUUUGAAUGUACUAGAAGAAAUAGAUAAUAAACCAGCCUUUCAAGGCUUUGGCCACUGUCACAAAUUUUUUGAACGCAAAACACAGAAAGUGAAAGAUGCAUUAGCAAAAAAUAUUACCAAAUUUAUCAACAUACAACUAAGGGACAACGAAAUAAGCGUCGAUAAUCUUGCGCAUGAAACUGCGAAAAUCACCGUCAAUCUGCAAGGUGAUAAUUUGGACAAGGAAAUAACACUAUGCAAAAAUAGCGAUUCCAAUCAAUGCAAUCUAACAGGAAAGUACGAAACUGAGAUUGACCACAGUGAGAAAGUUAUCAGUAAUAUUAAAAAUAUAAUGAACUUAAUCGUGGAAUUCGUCUAUGGGCGUCAUAUAGUAAAGAAAAAUAUACUGGCCGUAGCAUCAAAAAACGUCACAAACUUUUUAUACUUUUUGGUUGUCUUGAAAAGCCAGCUAAACCAUAAUCUGUGAAAGAUCUACUUAUAUACAUUAGUAUCGAACAUACAUUGUUAGGAUUACUCUACAUAUUACUGACACUGUAUUAAAUUAAUAUUUGUAAAUAAAAAAUUGAGCACAGUGUGAGAGACGAGUUGUUUAGAAUUUUGCAUUGCCGAGCCUUGUCCUAUGACAUUUAUCAAU